This is a messenger RNA of Carassius gibelio (silver crucian carp), 936 nucleotides long. RefSeq names its product reactive intermediate imine deaminase A homolog (gene rida). The record is from RefSeq and is a predicted model, not a curated record. Lineage: Eukaryota; Metazoa; Chordata; Actinopteri; Cypriniformes; Cyprinidae. Gene Ontology annotation, molecular function: deaminase activity. Bases 87 to 584 code for a protein of 165 amino acids. The transcript has 6 exons. Gene Ontology annotation, cellular component: cytosol.
UGUCAAACCAGCAUCUUAACCUUCCUCAGCAGACCACCACCAGCUAUGCAUUGAGCAACAAAAGAGCUGACAUAGGCUGCAAUGUAAUGUUGGCUCGGGGCGUGUCUUUACAAAGCGCACUCAGCAACUUUGCAGGGAUUUGGUGCGACUUACUUUUCAUAAACUGUUUGGAUGGGAUGGCUUUUAUUCUGAGAAAAAUCCCAUAUACACCUAAAGCCCCUAUUAGACAAGGCAUAUACAGCCAGGCUGUUUUGGUGGACCGUACAAUGUACAUCUCGGGACAGAUCGGCAUGGACGUUGGUGGACAGUUGGUGGUGGGAGGAGUGCAGGCUCAGGCCAAGCAGGCACUCAUUAACAUGGGGGAGAUUCUGAAAGCUGCUGGAUGUGGAUAUGAAAAUGUUGUCAAAACCACAGUGUUGUUGGCAGACAUUAAUGACUUCAAUAAUGUCAACGAUGUUUACAAGCAGUUUUUCAAGAGCAAUUUCCCAGCAAGAGCUGCCUAUCAAGUAGCUGCCCUGCCCAGAGGGGGACUUGUUGAGAUUGAAGCGAUCGCUGUGUUGGGGCCCAUCAUGGAUGCCUCCUGACUACAUGAAUCCAGCAUGCAUCACAAGUCAUAAAUACAGUUAUAGGAGACAAACCAUAUGCCAGAUUCCAAAAUCAGACUUUUAUCCUCCCAUUAAACUAAUAACGGGGAAUUCACUUGUUGCCCUUUUUGCUAAUAUUAUAUAUAAUCUUUCACCAUUACAUAUUCUGUAAUAGCAAUGAUUCAAAGCCAUGUUCAGUUCAACUUUAUUUUUAAACUCGUCAUUUUCACAUUAAAAUCAAAUCACAACACCAAAACAUUACUUAGUUCCAUUUGUUGAGUUUAAUCUGUCAUGUUGGUUGCAAGAAAAUAUAAGCAUACAAUAAAUAAAACCAAAAAGCCUGUUUUUUAAA